UUGUAGUCAAUGUGCAAAGCCAUGCUUGUAGAAAUGUAUGUGUUAGUAGUGAAACUGUUUAUGUGUUUCUUUUCUUCAGUGAAUACAGAACAUCAAUACGAUAACUUCUGUCCAGUAUGGGCUCAAGUUACUCGUUAUUACCAGCGUUUUCGGUAUGUGACCGUUCCCUGUGAUUCUCCUCGUGACUACUGGUCCAUACCGUCAUGUUAUGAAUCUAAUAUAAAGGAAGUUUUCCAAACAAGAACAUACUCAAGAAACGAGUACAAUAUCAAAGAAUGGAAAUGUUGUCCAGGGUUUUCAAGACAAAGCGAUUACGAAUGCGUACCGAUAGUUCAAGACUGUGAUGUAAACCAAUACAGAAUCGGAGAUGAAUGUUCUGAGUGUGACUGUGACUGGGAUAACGCCUAUGGUGGUUGUAGAGAGGACUCAGGGACGUGUUUUUGUAAACCUGGAUACAUUGGACCACGAUGCGACUCGGAAUGUAAUGAUGGUUUCUUUGGAAUGGAUUGCCAAUAUGAAUGCUCGUGUAAAAACAACAGCAUUUGCAACAAAACAGAUGGACAAUGUCCCUGUACUAUGCCAGGAUGGACUGGCAUGACAUGCUCAGAAGCCUGUCCUACAAGUACGUACGGAAUGUUCUGUGCUGAAACCUGCGAUUGCUCUCCUUACCAAAACCGUUUUUGUGAUCCAGAAGAAGGAUGUAUUUGUAAUCCGGGAUACACUGGAGAGUCUUGCGAUGAAGUAUGUCCCCCUGCUAACUGGACAUAUGGACCAGCAUGUCGUGAAACAUGCAUGUGCCAGCGACUGGGGUCUGAGCGAUGUGAUCCCAAGAGUGGAGCAUGUUCCUGUAAGCCAGGAUGGGAAGGUCGCUUCUGCAACGAUUUAUGCGGUAAUGGGACCUAUGGAUUAGCAUGUAAUCAGACGUGUCAGUGUGAGGUGUUUGAGGAAUGUCUUCCAACAUCUGGAGAUUGUGUUUGUCCGCUGGGUUUCUCCGGAGAAAGAUGUCACAUACAUGCAAAUGAUACGAACGCGAUGCCGUUUGCCGGACAUCACGACUUCCCUUGGGGAGCUGCUGUAUCUCUAAUCGUGGUGGCUUUAAUCCUGGUCGCUGUAUGUGUAGGCAUAUUUGUAUUAGCAAGACGAUACAGGAGCUGUGCAAAAUUACACAAGAAAAGGACUGAAUCAAAACGAACACAACCGGAAGCUGACAAUUACACGACCAUUGCGGACGACAUGGAUGGUCAGAUUGGUGACCAUUACAACUCAUUUAAUGAUCAACAACCAUUACAAGACUCACUGAGUGGAAAUCAAACACCGUACGACCACAUUAACAUGAUUUCUGGGAUGUAUGACACUUUUCAUGGUACCCAAGCUUCUAUGGUGAUUGGUGAUAAUUAUGACAGUGUCCGGAUGUCUAAUCCGAAAGCGUCUUCUCAAUAUGAUCACAUGACACGAAAUACUGAAAGCGGUAAAAGUAAAAUAACACACGUGAUUGGUAGCGAGUAUGACAAAUGUGAACAUGGAAUAAUAGAAACUAGCCAUUCAUAGACAAAAUCAUAUAUGUUUAUCUUCUUUACACACAAUUAAAUAAUCAUUGUUUUUAAUAUACAAAUACACGUGUUUCUUGACAAUCGGAUAUAGCAGGUAAUGCCACCGUAUAUUCCACCUGCAUAUCAAUGAACAGCUUAAUGUUAAAAAGUUAUUUCAUGACAAUACUUACAACAAGAACAGACGUGUAUUAUGAGAACACUCUGUCAUGUCCAUCAUGUUUCCUCAUAAUUACAAAUAAGUGAUUCCCCUUCCAAUUGUUUAGUCAAUGUUUGGUGACAUCAGAUUUGCCAUGUGUCUCUUCGGGAUACAUUGAACUUUAAAUGAGAAAUAUAUGUGGAAAUGGACAGAAAGAUUACUUACCCAAGCAGAUAAAGAAAUAAUAACCGUAAAGAUAAAAAAAAAAACCCUGAUAUAUUCCUGUACAUCACACACAAAAUACAGUGUAAUGUAUAUUUCUUAGAAUUAUCAAUUUUGUUUCUAAAAAGCUUCAAAGAAUAUUGAGUUUAAGCAAUGUAAUUCAGAAAGUUACAAUUUUCUGGAACUAUAUCAUACUUGAAUGAAUGUAUAGACUGUUUUCAUUCGAAUGUGUGUCAACAGAAUAAAAACACUCCGACGUGUCUGUGGUAAAAAUAGGCCUUACCUUCACGAAAUGUCAUGUAAGUGAUUCUAUGUAGUUUUGUUGUUAGUUGGUUAUGACAUAGAAAGCUAGAAAAGGUCGGUUAAGCCUUGUCCCAUCUGUUUUAGUUCUCCAAAUCCUAGUAAUAGGGAUACGAUAGUUUAUCUAUCAGCUACCGAGUUGUCUACCGUGUUCUAUGCUUCAUUGCAGUUUUUUUUUAACUCUUUUAUGGGUCGUGAGUGAGCUCAGGGUAUAGUCUCGACUAGUUUGUCACGUCUCCGGUGUCGCGACACUGUGUUUUUAGCUGGUAUUAUGUGCUGUUCAGGAUUUUGGGUUUCAAGUAGCACAGAAUCGAUAACGAGUAGGGAUGUGCUUAGGGCUUUGAUUGAGGGUGAUCGCGACUCCCGAGUGUUGAAAUGUCCUUGCAUUAACAGCAGGUAGCUGUGUAGUAUAUAUUACUCGUACAGUUAUCUUGAGUAAAUAUCUGUAUCAUCAGUAGUGUGUACAUGUGUGUAGAUAACUCCAUAGUUCAGUGUUUCAGUGGCCAUUGUGUAUGUUACUACAAGGUAGUGACCUAUAACUGUAUACAGUAAUAGUAUUGCAGAGGGAUAACAUCAAUAAAAAUGAAAUGCUUUAUCUAAUUCAUGUAAAUUUGUCUCUGAUAGCAUUGUCCGAGAAAAUGUUCUUCCCUCUAACGAAACACUUUGCCUUUCUCACGUGCGUUCUUGUCUCUUCUGGAAUAGGUAUAUGUCCGCGCAUAGUGUAUAUACGAAAUACACGAUACACUUGAGAUGCGUAUAUUACAAUAUACAAAUCACUUUAUAACUUUUUAAUGUUAAAUCUUUUUAUGUUUUUCUGAUGUGGAAUAAACUUAAGAUAAAUCCGCUAAAAAAUUCUCGAUUGAUUCCUCGACGCCGGUCCAAUUUGUUGGCAUAGUCACGCACGUGUGCAUGUGUAUAUACAAUGUUAACUUUAACAGUAUCAAAUUUGGAGUACACGAUGCAUAAUACGGAAAAGAGGACACGCAAAUUCAACAAAUACCCCACUAGAAGAAAUAUUGUGUAUGACGAAGGGUUGAAAAUUUCAAAAUGUCCACCUUAGGAACAAUGUCUUGAUUGUCAGACGGAUAUCGUUGAUACAUCAGAAGGCGCUUCCUCUUUCGGAUCCCCUGGUCUUAUUCCCUUGAAAUGUUUCCAGACUCUCUAUGCAAAUAUAUAUCUUUGUUUACAUUUUGCCCUCGUUAAUCGAUUAUUAAACCAUAAUUACCAAAGCAUGAUAGUGACUAACUUAAUUUCCCAGAUAGAAUUAUAGGUAAUCUGGUCUAAUAUAUAUUAAUACGAUGGAUUUCAUAAAAACAUAUAUAUAUAUAUGAUGGAUACAUUAACGAAGUAUAUCUCAGUAACAUUGCCUUCAGUUUAUUGCAGUUUUAAAGUAUUAAUGUUUUGAAAUGGCGAGCCUGUUUGUCCGUGAUGUUACCAAGCUCAUAAAAACCAACAAAAUAAACGAAACUCAAAUUGCA
Molecule: messenger RNA, 3686 nt
Organism: Pecten maximus
Lineage: Eukaryota; Metazoa; Mollusca; Bivalvia; Pectinida; Pectinidae
Product: protein draper-like
Exons: 11
Coding region: 10-1548 (512 amino acids)
Molecular function (GO): scavenger receptor activity
Source: RefSeq, a predicted model, not a curated record